Messenger RNA from Monopterus albus (swamp eel), 946 nucleotides. RefSeq lists its product as uncharacterized. The transcript is spliced from 4 exons. The record is from RefSeq and is a predicted model, not a curated record. Lineage: Eukaryota; Metazoa; Chordata; Actinopteri; Synbranchiformes; Synbranchidae. Bases 1 to 744 code for a protein of 247 amino acids.
AUGGUAGAUGCGGGAAGAACAGGGCUGUUUGUGAAAGUGACAAAUCUCCAGUUUGCUGACACUGGAGUGUCAAAUGGAUUAAAAUAUAUUACUUGCUUGUUUGUGCCAGUUCCAGUAUCUAAACCCAGACUUUGGCCCUUGAGCUCUCUGGUGAACAGGCCAACAUGCUGGGGGCAGCCAGUAACUGUGCGCUGUCGCUGUACAAAGGGCACUGGCAUUCGUUACGCCUGGUAUCAACAUAUUCACCACAAGGACUUCCUGUUUCAGCAGUCUUCAGACUUGGGCCUACACUGUGGGACUGUGAAAGAAGACAGUAAUUAUUACUGUAUUGCCAGCAAUGACGUAAGCAGUGAGGAGAGUGAUGUCCUCUCUGUGCAGGUUCUGACGCCUGCAGACAACAGCUGCAUAUAUGCUGUUAACAUACAAGGCCAUCCCUUUUAUAACUGUGAGGACAGAAGAAGUACCACCAUGGCCACAACUCUGCCUCUGACUACCUCCCAAGCUCCUGUGAAAAUCCACUUGGACACAAGAAACCGAUCUUCACAGACCAAUCAAACUGAUCAAAAUCUUUUUUUCAGCAGGACAUGGACAGGGCUACCACUCUGGUACACACUGUUGCGUUGGGGUUCCUUUGCAUCAUUGCUGAUGUUUCUAUGCAUAGUCCUUGCAUAUGCUAAAACAAGAUGCAAAAAAUGUGCCAAGAAGAAGAGAAAGGUUCACAUCAGGAAAAUGUCCCAUUUGUGACCUGCAUUUUACAAUGGUAGUUCUUUGGGAGUUACACCAGCGACUGUGACCUUUGUACUAUUAUGUUUAUCAAGAUUCUUUAGUAUCAUGUGAUGAUUGGUGAAGUGCCUGGGCUGGACAUGUAUGCCAGGGUGUCUCAUUGCUGCACUCAUCAAUCAUUGCUCUUAUUUCUUGUUUAACUAUAUACUGUAUCCUAUUUGUU